UGUGGACCUGAAAGGGGCACAAAUUCUAUUUUUCAUAAUGGCUUCGCAUCUCAUUUGCAGUUGGUUUGCUUGUAGAGAAAGCUUAUCCAAUAUGAACUUAUCCAAUCAUGUUAUGUUUUCAUACUUAUGCCUUGAAGCAGCAUAAGCCAUCAUGUAAGUCCUUCCCCUGUCUUGGCUCCCUCAUAUUUCAUUUCAACAAUAACCAAGUUUAAAAUAAAAUGAAUUUGACCCAGUGUCAUUUGGAUAUUUGUCCCUUGACCCAAGAUGAGUUUGGCACAUCGUGGUAUUGAUUUCAGAGGGGGUCGUAUACAGAUUCCAGAUUUUGCCCAAAGCUGUUAGUAACGAGUGAUUUCGUCUCGCCUCCGAAUUUUUGCCAGGACGACAAACGACGAAAGAGGAAUUAACCCAAUGCCACAUCAUUGUUGUGUAACGAGAAUUACGUAACAGGCUUAUUCGGUUUCGGAGACGUCGGCGGCUUUCGCCUCCUCUAUUAUUCAUGGCACAGGUGAGGCACAUCUUCAUCUUUGUAGAUUAGAAUCUUCCUGAGGCUUCGCCAAAACUUGAGGCUGAGUGAUCCUGGGAGGUGAAACUUUUUCGCUGCAGAAACAUAAUUUUGCUCGAAGGUAGGCCCACUUCAAUCUUUUAUAAUGAGCUACUGAAAUGUGUAAUACAACGCAUGGACUUAUCUUGUUUACGCGGUUAUGUGAGGGAACGGUAUGUGUACAUGUAAUAAUGGCGGCAACUCUGCUUAUACUGUAUUUCGAAGAUUCAGGUGAUGUCGUUGGGUUUUUGAGAGGAGCAAAAGUAGUAUGCUUCUAAAUCGAUUUGUUUAAGGCGUCCAAGAUUAAACGUGCUGUAACAAUAAUGUCUCUAUUUCACUGAUUUUAUUCAAAAUAAAUUAUGGGCGACAUCCGAACUCCGUUGCCGGGAAAUUUAGGGUUAUCGUGUAUGAAAGUUUCAAAAUUCAGAGGAUGAAACAUUGAUGGGGAGUGGUCGUAUGACUGAACCUCGGUCGAAAAGUGACGGAGAAGUGCAAUGAACUCUUAUGCAAGCCACUUACAAGCUGUUUCUGUCGUUAUUGGGGAGCCACUCAUGGCCAUUCCUCGUGUAUGAAAUGAUGCCCCUUUAUGAGAUGUUUUCUCUUCCCAAAUCAGCGUUAAUGAUACAUGUUUCUUACGUGGCGUCCAACAUGCGUGGAUAAUGAAGUUCAUGGGGGCGAGGUAUCUAGUUCACAUCCCGCUAGACGAGUCCGUUUUGCAUGAACCGUUGCUUCACCGCCCGUUCAAAAUGACGACUGUCUUGCCAAAGUGCCAGAACAGGGCAGAGUUGGAAAUGACAGGAAGUUACAUACCGAAGAGGGUGGGCGGUGGGAAAAGCAAACUUUUUUUGUAUUUUCAUAAAUGGUACCAUUGAUUGAAGUCAACUCCCUGGAAUCAAGACGGCAAUGGAUUGUUGUGGCAGUCCUUAUUUGUGUACAUAAUUAUGUAGUAUUACGUUGUAUUCUUAUAAAUUUGUAUUUCAUUAGAACAAUGCCACCACUUUGCCAACUCCCUUGGUUAAAUUAAGACUGAUGUAACUCCAGGUGCUGGACGCUGUCUCCUUUUGAGGUUUGUGUCGUUAUGAAGAUCUCUUAAUGCUGUGUUCUGUAAGUGUCCGCUAUUUGUUUUCCGGCAAUAGAGUAGACAUGAUAACAUCAAAACUGCUUGUCGCCCUCCUUGUGGCCGCAGUUGCCUCGCUAUCGAGCGCCCUCACCGACGAACAGAUCGUCAGCUUCAUGACCACGGCCUCUGUCGAGACCAACACAGGUCAGACGGGGAUGGUGAGCAUCGUCACGGCCGACAGGAUGCACACCAUCACCAGCAACGGGGUGCCGGACCACCCGACCCCCGAGUACCCGAACCAGGGGAACCCCAACGACAUCGUAGUGCAGGCGCACCAAUGGACGGUGCCGGUCAACCCCACCGUGGCCACCUCCACUACGGAGCUCCCGCUGGGGCCUAUCAGUGUGGCCAUCAACGGGAUUCCGUUCUUCAACCCUUACACGGCCAAAGGCGAAGAUGCGGUACUGACGGAAACCUUUGACAGCUGCGACGGUCACCCGACCAAUCGAGGCGUCUACCAUUAUCACAAGCAGCCGUCCUCCUGCGUCUUCGACAUCGUGUCGGGCGAGCCGUCCCCGCUCAUCGGCGUGGCGCUGGACGGGUUCCCCAUCUACGGCCCCAUCGACGAGAACGGCGUGGAGCUGACUUCGGCCGACCUGGACGAGUGCCACGGCCGCUUCGUGGACGGCAAGUACCGCUACCACACCACAGCCGACUUCCCGUACAUCAUGGGGUGCUUCAAGGGCACUUACAGCGGUUCAGCCGCAGGUGGACGACCGCCACCCGGACAAGGAGGAGGCAAUGACAACGACAACAGCGGUGGUGCUGGUGGUCACAGUGGACUGAAAACCAUCAUCGGUGUGAUCCUCUUAGGCUGUACUACGGCUGCCUUUUCUAUCAACUCCACGUAAAGUGUUACCACUCAGUAAUUGAGGCAAAUAGCUAUAUUUCUUUCAACUCGUUUGUAGAUUUACCAACAUUUGUCGGAAAAUUUGUUGUAACCAACGAUUCUGUCUCUUAUGUGCAGUAACUCUCCACUGAAUUAUUUAGUCGGGACUAAUUUCGAACUAGAAGAAAGUUCUUUCGUUUCAUUAUGCAUUUUAAAUUUAAAAGGACUUCAUUGACACUAACGCCUUUGAGAGGUUUCAUCCUGUCUCCAGAAUUGGACGAAAUGAUAACAGGCUCAAUUCCGACAUCCCUUUUGCCCUGAGUGAUUGUUUUAAGUAUUCCGUUUUUGCUUGUACAGCAAUUGAGUGGAAUAAUCUACCUUAGCGCGUGAUCAAAACUACCGGUACGUCUCAGAAUUUAUUUCAUUUUAAAUUUAUUUUUAGUCUAGUAAUUUUUGAGUAGUAAGUUUUUAUUCAUUAAACCCGGGAAGGGGUUCGCGAUGGACUGGGGGGUCUUUUACCACAACCCCUUGACAAUAUCAGAAAUUAAUGAUAAUAAGCAUCAUUUUUAUUAACACUAUAAGGUGAGUUUUAAUGUGUGAUCCAAAGCGGAGGUACAAUCGCCCUUCUUGGGUCAGUAGAUACAUGUAAAUAGGGGUUUCCUGUUGCCCACACUAUUAGAUAACAUGAAUCUAUAAAUGAAUUUAAAAACAAGUAUAAUUUAUGUCACUUUAGCAAGCAAAAAUAACCUAAAUAAUAAAAAUAAAAUAAUAAUAAAUAAAAUAACCU
Acanthaster planci (crown-of-thorns starfish) is the source of this 3277-nucleotide messenger RNA. RefSeq lists its product as uncharacterized. Lineage: Eukaryota; Metazoa; Echinodermata; Asteroidea; Valvatida; Acanthasteridae. The record is from RefSeq and is a predicted model, not a curated record.